AUGGACGAUCUACAGGGGUGGUACGAGCGCGUCGACGAGCUGGCUGCCAAAGGCUUACUGACUCCCGAUGGCAUUCUCAAAGGAAUUAACCAGAAUGUCCUCAUAUGGUGCGCGCUGAACGAAGAAACAGAGAUGCCACACCUUUGCAAAGUCUUUGACUCUUUGGCCAGUGAGAAGAAUGGUACGAAGAUACUCACCCAGUCCGCAUUCUUGUCCUUCCUCGAAGCCACCGGCUUUCUUCCACCACCCCUAAGAGAGGCGGGUGCGCUCGUAUACCGCAGUCUUCUAUACCUAUCCCAAUAUCCAUUAUAUCUAUCUAUCCCUGAAGCUCUGACAUAUGAAGAGUUCAUGCGUGCGGUGGCAUGGAUCAGGCCCCGCAAAUCGAGGCAUAUUUAUGAUGCAGGCCAGGAUGGUCGGUCCAGAUCACCGGCUGACUCUAGAAGGCAACUCUUCCAGAGCUUUGCAACUACCCGGGAUGGCAGGUCUAUUCCGUUUGAUGCGGUACAUGCGAGGAAGCAGGCGGAGCAAAGAGCUUUUGAUUUCACAGGCGCUGAUUGUGCACACACUUGUCGUCAAUUCGCUGCUACGAACUAUGAUGACGAUGGCGAUGAGAUGUUCCACGACAUUCUUGAUGUGCUGUACAGUGUGCAGCCCAAAGAAAUUGGGUGGAGGUCACCUCCCAGAGACUCUUUCCGGCCGGUGGCGAGGAAGCUGGUGAGGGAGGAACGCGUCCAUCAUCUUAGUAUCCCUCAGAAUGAGUUUCAAUCUGUUGUGAAGCUGCUUGUGGCUACAUACUUCGGAAAACCGAGAGUCUCGGUCGAGCAACUGGCUGACCUGGACCAUGUUGUGGAUUGCAUCGUCCGCCCUGUUAUUCAGAGGCCCAAUAUUGGUAUUACCUGGGACAUGUUUGACCAGGCUGUUGGUAAUGGAAUGCCGCUACUCAUGGAGGGCCUUCAGCGUCUCUUGGGGCCGUUUUACAGAGACCCCGAGGACAACGAUAUUAUCAUCAGUCUCCCUCAGCCAGGAAAGGUGGCCACCCUCCCUGUCUUGGCGCAAAUGAGUUCCCUUGGUGUCUUCUCGUGGUGGUUUGUCUCUGUCAAGCCACCUAAGUCCUACGAUGUCAGUGCCCCGACCAUCACGGCGUCAGCCCUGGCAGAUGACCUAGACACCUUGCCCAACGCUGCGAUUGCCCUUCUCGUUUCAGGAAAGAAUUCACAGACCGGAGAGAAGACCGCGUUUGGCUACUACAUACCUGAUCCCGAAUUCAAAGAAGUGCAAAAGUUUUUGUUCCAACUCAGUCCAAUCCAGGAUGCUUUUCGCGGAAAUAAUACCCGAUCCGGUCGUGAGCUGGACCGUGGCGAGUUGGUCUUUGGGCAGAAGGGGAAUGGUGUUUCAAUGGUGUUGCAGCAGGACUUGAAGAAGGCAAUUGUGUCUCACAGUAUCUCUGGACAACAUGAGCCAAUGUAUCCUGCUACUGCCUGGAGAGGGGACUGGCGGGUCGAGAUCGAGGUGGAGGAUAUUGAGGUGUGGACUGAGCAGCAACCUGAGUAUGACGAUGAAGACGAAGAGGAAUAA
Messenger RNA from Aspergillus chevalieri, 1575 nucleotides. RefSeq lists its product as uncharacterized. The transcript is spliced from 2 exons. The coding region runs from base 1 to 1575 and encodes 524 amino acids. The record is from RefSeq and is a predicted model, not a curated record. NCBI's taxonomy places the organism in Eukaryota, Fungi, Ascomycota, Eurotiomycetes, Eurotiales, Aspergillaceae.